Molecule: messenger RNA, 180 nt
Organism: Colletotrichum destructivum
Lineage: Eukaryota; Fungi; Ascomycota; Sordariomycetes; Glomerellales; Glomerellaceae
Exons: 1
Coding region: 1-180 (59 amino acids)
Source: RefSeq, a predicted model, not a curated record
AUGUGCAUCAUCCGGCAGGUCGUCAAGGAGGAUUGCGGCGACACAACGGAGCGGUGGACGGAGAUGUGCCAGCCGGCCAGGCAGCGCGGCUGGGCGUGCCAGGUGAUGGUGCGUAUGGAGACGUGGUGGGUGAGAGGAUAUUGCAAUGCAUGUCUAAAUUACUAUCCGAGGUACGCGUGA